Molecule: messenger RNA, 711 nt
Organism: Colletotrichum paranaense
Lineage: Eukaryota; Fungi; Ascomycota; Sordariomycetes; Glomerellales; Glomerellaceae
Product: D-sorbose
Exons: 3
Coding region: 1-711 (236 amino acids)
Source: RefSeq, a predicted model, not a curated record
AUGGAAGUCCUCCAGCAACUCCUCCGCGCAGAGCACCUACCGCAUUCACAAACCGAGCCCCUGACGAUGCACCUCGUCUCGCCCCUGCCGGAACGUCAAUCUCAGGCGACGGCGCAGAUCAUCGCCUCGUUCCCGCCAGCGCCAGAUACCACCGUCGUCGCCGCCGCCAACGCCGCGGAGAUCACAUUUGAUCACUGCCUAUUCCGCAAAGGCCACCAGGCGCCGGCGAGCAGUUACAUCUUCCGCAGCGAGGCAACCGGCAGCCGGACAAUCGUAAACCACAAUGACCUGCCCGACAUGACGACGGACGAGUUCCUCAACGUCGUCGAGGCGUUCCGCGGCAAAGGCGGCCGGACGUGGUGGCACUUUGAGGGACGGGUUCCGGAGACGACACUCAGCUGCAUUCUGGCUCUUCGGCGGGCCCUGGGCGACGACGUGGUGACGGUCAGCGUCGAAGUCGAAAGGCCGGGCAGGGCGGGGUUGAGAGAGCUCGCUGCUGAGGCGGACGUGGUUUUCUACUCCAAGAGCUGGGCCGAGGCCUGCGGGUAUACGUCCGCUGAUGAUUGUCUAAGGGAAGAGUCGCUGUCGUUACCACGGACGUCGUUGGCUAUGGUUACGUGGGGUGCUGAGGGAGCAUGGUGCAUAUCACCCAAGGACCGGCAGCUGGUCAAAAGCCCCGUCGAGACGCCGGUGAAGCAGGUCGUCGAGUAA